AUGGGGGAUUUUAACUCCGCUUUGAAUUUGGAAGAUAAAUCUAUGGGAUCCUCUGGUAUAUCUACUAGUAUGCGGGAGUUUCAAGAAUGUGUUAAUCAUCUUCAAGUGGCGGAUAUUAAGAGCAUAGGGUUCCACUUCACGUGGACUCAAAAGCCGAAGAAAGGGGUUGGUUUAUUAAAGAAGAUCGAUAGGGCUAUGAGUAACAUUCAGUUUGUUAGUGAUUACCCGGAAGCGGUUGCGAUGUUUCAACCAUAUCGAGUCUCUGACCACUGCCUGUGCAUUCUUAGAAUUAACAAGAUGGUAAAGAAAAAAGCUAGUUCUUUCAAGUUUGCAAAUUUCUUGGUUCAUAAACCGGGUUUUUUGGAUGUUGUUAAGAGCCAAGCCGUUCCUGAGGCUUUUGUCAACUAUUAUGAGACGUUUUUAGGGUGUGAAGGUGAUAUCUCUUCGUUUUUGUCGCCGGAGAUUUUUCAGAAUCGUCUAAGUCAGAACGUGGCUGAUGACAUGAUUCGGGCUAUCACAGUGGAGGAGAUCAAAUCGGCUUUGUUUGCUAUUGGUAAUGAUAAAGCUCCGGGUCCUGAUGGGUACACAGCGGCUUUUUUUAAGAGCUCAUGGGAGAUUGUUGGUACGGAUGUUACAAAUGCCGUUAUGGAUUUCUUUAUUUCAGGUCGGUUGCUCCAGGAGAUAAAUCAUACACUUAUUGUACUUUUACCUAAAAUGACUACCCCUGCUACGGUAAAAGAUUUUCGUCCCAUUGCUUGUUGCAAUGUUAUUUACAAGUGUAUUAGUAAAAUUCUGUCUGAUCGGUUGAAGGUGGCCCUUAAUGAGAUUGUCAGUAUAAAUCAAUCAGCUUUUGUUCCUGGUAGGAAAAUAUCGGACAAUAUUCUUCUUACGCAGGAGUUAAUGCAUAAUUAUCAUAAAGAUUAUGGGCCUCCUAGGUGUGCGUUCAAGGUUGACAUCCAAAAAGCUUAUGAUACUGUGCAUUGGAAUUUUCUUGAAGAUGUUUUACUGGGAUUCGGGUUCAACCAGAUGAUGAUAAAGUGGAUUAUGCUUUGCGUUUCUACUCCGUCAUAUUCAGUUUGUGUGAAUGGUAGUGUUCAUGGUUUCUUCAAGGGCAAACGUGGCCUCCGACAAGGAGAUCCUAUUUCUCCUUACCUUUUCACGUUGGUGAUGGUAGUAUUGACGUGUAAGUUACAACAAGCCUCUUCUAUUGAUUCGUCUUUCAGAUUCCAUAACAAGUGUCAACGUCAACGCAUCAUCAAUCUUUGCUUUGCGGAUGAUUUGUUUCUAUUUGCUAGAGGGGAUGUGAGAUCGGCUACAUGUAUUAUGAAUGCUCUCUCUCAAUUCUCUCGUAUGUCUGGCUUGAUUCCGAAUGUUCAAAAGAGUACCAGUUUCUUUUGUAAUGUUCCGCAGCAUGUCAAGGGGGCUAUUCUAGGAAUUAUGUCCUUUGUCGAAGGUGAGUUACCAGUCAGAAUUCCUUCGGUGUGCUGCUGGAGUUGGAGAAAAAUCCUCCAGUUACGACCGAUUAUUAGGAAUCAUGUUUGGUCUAAGCUUGGUGAUGGUGGGAUGACAUCCGCGUGGUAUGACCGUUGGUGUGAGUGCGGGCCUUUAGCCAGUUUCAUAUCUCCUCGUAUCAUUCAUGCAGCUGGGUUCUCCCUUCAUGAUUCGGUCAAGGAUGUUUGGGCGGAUGGAUCUUGGAAGUGGCCUACGGCUUGGCCAGAUUUGUUUCCGGUUUUGAUUCAACUUGAUAACCUGCAACUUAACCCGAAUAGUAGAGAUAGAUUUCUUUGGAAAGAUGGUGAUAAAUCGUAUGAUCAUUCGUCUGCGUGUGUGUGGCAAUCUAUCCGUGCUAGGGAGACGGAAGUAGACUGGGUGAAUGUGGUAUGGUUUUCUCAAUGUAUUCCUCGGCAUGCUUUCCUUAUGUGGCUCAUCAUGCGUAGGAAACUUUUGACCCAGGACAAAAUUCUUCAAUGGGAUCUGACGAGAAGAAAGAACAUGAACAUGAUGUGCUGCUUAUUGUGUUUCGAAAAUAAUGACUCUCACGAGCAUCUGUUUUUCGAAUGUAAGUUCUCGGCUCAGAUUUGGUGCUCGGUUAGGGAUAAGGUGAAUAUGGGUACGGUUGACCCGAAGUGGAUAGAUGUGACGAAUUGGCUCUUAGCUAGAGGUGCGUCUAAAUCGGUUUUCAAUUAUUCAAGUCGGCUCAUUGUGGCAGCUUCAGUGUAUUUCAUUUGGCAAGAGCGAAACGCUAGACUGUUUAAAAAUCAAACGAGACCUCCAGAUAUUAUUAUCUCUUUGAUUCUUCAGACAGUUCGAUACAAACUUAUGGGAGCUAAGUACAAGAGAAUGGAUAAAGUCAGACGCUUUCUAGAGCUGUGGGAUAUUCACGAUGACUCGAUGCUUGUCGACGCUGGCUAG
Messenger RNA from Helianthus annuus (common sunflower), 2412 nucleotides. RefSeq lists its product as uncharacterized. The coding region runs from base 1 to 2412 and encodes 803 amino acids. The record is from RefSeq and is a predicted model, not a curated record. Lineage: Eukaryota; Viridiplantae; Streptophyta; Magnoliopsida; Asterales; Asteraceae. The transcript has 3 exons.